AUGAGCGAUUUCAACUCAAAGACUCUGGGAAAGUGCCUCUGCAUCAUCACCGGGGCAUCAAAAGGAUUUGGACGGUGUCUGGCACAGCAGGUUCCCCCUCUUCUAGUGGCUGGCUCUGCACUCAUACUGGUGGCUCGCACUGGUCAGCUGCUGCAGGAGUUAAAGACAGAGCUGGUGAACCUGGGGGUCUCUCAGGGGCUGGUGGUCCGGUGUGUUGCAGCUGAUCUGAGCACAGCGGAGGGAGUGGCCGAGACGCUGCAGGCGGCAAAACAACAGAAUGUGAAUGACUAUGAUCAUGUGCUUCUCAUUAACAACGCUGUGCGUACGGCCACCCCCGACACCAUGCAUCUCAUCUCAUGCCUCCCCUUAGUGGAUUAA
Molecule: messenger RNA, 378 nt
Organism: Knipowitschia caucasica
Lineage: Eukaryota; Metazoa; Chordata; Actinopteri; Gobiiformes; Gobiidae
Source: the annotation of a GenBank genome assembly